AUGAAGGCGGUUGCCACCUCGCUGGAUGGCAGGUUCCUAAAGUUUGAUAUUGAACUCGGGAGGGGAUCCUUCAAAACCGUCUAUAAGGGCCUGGACACCGAGACGUGGGUGGAAGUCGCGUGGUGUGAACUUCAGGACAGAAAACUCACAAAAGUAGAGAGGCAGAGGUUUAAAGAGGAAGCAGAAAUGUUGAAAGGUCUCCAGCAUCCAAACAUUGUGAGAUUUUAUGAUUUCUGGGAAUCCUGUGUAAAAGGCAAAAGAUGCAUCGUGCUGGUUACUGAAUUGAUGACCUCUGGAACACUGAAGACGUAUCUGAAAAGAUUUAAAGUGAUGAAACCAAAAGUCCUGCGUAGUUGGUGCCGGCAAAUCCUGAAGGGUCUUCUUUUCUUGCACACAAGAACUCCACCAAUCAUUCACAGAGACUUGAAAUGUGACAAUAUUUUUAUCACUGGACCAACUGGAUCUGUGAAAAUAGGAGACUUGGGUCUGGCAACCCUCAAGAGAGCUUCAUUUGCCAAAAGCGUAAUAGGUACACCAGAAUUUAUGGCCCCAGAAAUGUAUGAGGAACACUACGAUGAAUCUGUGGAUGUUUAUGCUUUUGGAAUGUGCAUGUUGGAAAUGGCUACCUCAGAAUACCCCUACUCAGAGUGCCAGAAUGCUGCUCAGAUUUACCGGAAAGUAACCUGUGGUAUAAAGCCAGCAAGCUUUGAGAAAGUUACAGAUCCUGAAAUUAAGGAGAUAAUUGGGGAGUGCAUUUGCAAAAAUAAAGAAGAAAGAUACGAAAUUAAAGAUUUGUUAAGCCAUGCUUUUUUUGCUGAAGAUACUGGGGUAAGAGUGGAACUUGCAGAAGAAGACCAUGGUAGGAAAUCCUCUAUUGCCUUAAGACUCUGGGUAGAAGAUCCUAAGAAACUGAAAGGAAAACCCAAAGAUAAUGGAGCCAUUGAGUUUACUUUUGAUCUGGAGAAGGAAACUCCUGAUGAUGUUGCACAAGAAAUGAUUGACUCUGGAUUUUUUCAUGAAAAUGAUCUCAAGAUAGUUGCGAAGUCAAUACGUGACAGAGUAGCAUUAAUACUAUGGAGAAGAGAGAGAAUUUGGCCUAGGAUGCAGUCAGAGGAACGUCGGGACUCUGAAUGUCUGGAGAAGUUGAAGACACCGCAUGCGCAGCAGGUCCAAGUCACUUACCUUUCCCACACUGGUCACCAUGUCCUGUCGGAGUCGGAGGAGCCCGAGGCAGACCAGCACCCCUAUCAGCAGAACCUGCCCACCAGCGUCACGUCUGUUGCCUCUGACAGCACAUUUGACAGCGGCCAGGGGUCCACUGUUUAUUCAGACUCCCAAAGCAGCCAGCAAAGUGUCAUCUACUCGUCUCUGCCCGACCCGGUCCCCCCGGCUGCGCAGCGGGUGUACAGCCCCCCUCUGAGCGAGAGCCAGGCUGUGCCCCACAGCCUCCCCCAGCUGGGGCACUACCAGCAGCCAUCAGGACCUGGCCUCCCCGCGGCUCCAGCGGCGCCCGCCGUGGUGGCCCCAAGGCCCCAGCACUACCAGGAGCCGGCGCUGCCGUUCCCUGUGGUCCAGCCCAGCACUGUGGCCUCCCUGCCCCUGGGGCAGCCAGGGCUGGCCGCCCAGCAGCAACCCAUAUCACAGCAAGCUUCUCUGCAGCAGGUGCUGGCCAGCCAGCCAGUUUGCCCAAUGCAGCCUGCGACCCAUCUGUUACCCCAGUAUCAGCCCCAGACCUCUCAGGUGGCAGCUACCAGUACACCACUAAAACCCCUUCAGAUUUCAACUGUACCACAGCUUCCACCAGUGGCCCCUUCCCAGCUUCCUCAGUUUCCCCCUGCUAUUCCUCCUCUGGCAGGACUUGACAGCCUUCCUCCAAACCUCUCUGAUAUACCUGCUGCAAACGUGCCCCCCAUACCUGCUCCUUCUCAGUACUUUGCUCCGGCUGUGAUUUUGCCCAGCCUCCCCAUGCCCCCCACCCUGCCUCUGGCACCAAACUCCCCCGCCCUCCCCAUGCAGGCAGUCAACCUUCCUCACACCACCGUGGCUUCUUUGGUCUUGCCCUGCCAAACUAUAGUGCCAAACAUGUCGGCGGCUACGAUCCCCUUGCUGGCGGUGGCCCCGCCGGGAGUGCCGGCCCUGCCGCCGCACCACGGGGUGCCCCAGCUCUCCCAGCAGCAGAGGCACCAGAGCACCUUCCAGCAGAUCAUUCAGGGCGAAGCACCUUCUCCCCACCACACGCAGAGCACACAAGCAGUGUCCCAGCCACAGCAGCCUCCACCUCCUCAGGCACUUCAGCCCGGCCUCAUCCAUCCUCCCGAGCAGGCGGUGUCAGCACCGGGGGCUGGGCACCAGCAGAUUACUGGACACCCUCAGUAUGCUUUGGAAGCUGGAGCCCAGGUGCCCGUGCUGCCUGUGCAACCUUCAAUAGUCAUGUCACCGCCUUUGCAGCUGCAGCCCGAGCUGCUGCCUCCCCGCGUCGCUCCAGAAGGUGUUUCACAGAUUCCUGGCAGCCUUGCAGCAGCUAGCCCGCCUGUCCCCAUAGAUCACUCUCUGCCUCUCCAGCCUUCUGCUCUGCUGCAGCUUCAGCCCGAUCUUUCCCAGCCGCUGGGUCAGCAGCUCCCAGCUUCCUGCUCCGCUGUCCAGGCAGUGGCAGAGACAUCUCAAGAGGAGCAGGCAAUACAGGACAAACUCCAGACUCUGUCACAGAGCUGUGAAAGCUACAUGAGUCCAGAUGUAACUUCAGGUAAAGAGAUGAGUGACAGCUUUGAAGGAGCCAUGGGAAGUGGAAAACAAGAAGGAAAGUCUUCAAAGAAACAUAAGAAAUCUACACGUGCUCGUUCACGCCAGGAGAAGUCCAGCAGACCCAAACUGACCAUAUUAAAUGUUUGUAACACGGGGGAUAAGAUGGUGGAGUGCCAGCUUGAGACACACAAUCACAAAAUGGUGACUUUCAAGUUUGACUUGGAUGGUGAUGCACCAGAGGAAAUAGCUACUUACAUGGUGGAGAAUGAAUUCAUAUUGCAGAGUGAAAAAGAGACAUUUAUUGAACAAAUGAAAGAUAUUAUUGAUAAAGCAGAAGAUAUGCUCAGUGAAGAUACAGAAGGAGAACGAAGUUCUGAUCAGGGAAUGAGUCCCCAACAAGAUGCUGAUAGGCUGGAAAUGAGUGAGGAGAAGAGGCAGUCUCAGAUGAAGACACCUGUCUAUCAACAAAAUGUUUUACAUACUGGAAAAAGGUGGUUUAUUAUAUGUCCUGUCGUGGAAAAUCCUGCUACUGAUGCACCAGAAUUCUCUCCCCCGGUGCCUCAGAGUGCACAGCUGUCCGAAGGGCCAGUGGACUUCGUUGACAACACGAUAAAAAGCCUCGAUGAGAAGCUGCGCAAUUUGCUUUACCAGGAGUACGUUCCCACUUCUUCGGCGUCCGCGGGGACCCCCGACACCUCUGCCCCGUUAGAGCAGGGCGACCCCGAGUUCCACUUGCCACCGCUGCCCGAAGAUCGAGUCCCCGUGGCGGCCCAGGAGCUGAGAGAACCAGGCCACAACGCUGCAGACACCAGCCAGGGGAUGAAGGAUGCUGCCGAGGACUUGUCGGUGCCGCUCGUGCCACCCGAGGCCUCACCCUGCUCAGCCCUGUUUGAACAGUCAGAGGUGACCAGCAUUGGUGUUGAGUCCUUAGAAGCAAGAGGUGGGUCAGCAAGCACAAAAGGUUCAGCUGCAAGCAUCACUUCAGCUCCUUCUGCUACAACAAAAGGCCUCCUUCAGGUUGCACCUGCAUCAUCAAGCAUAGCUAAACAGAUGGAAAUUUCUGAAAGGAGCGAGAAGGAAAAGACUCUGACUUUGUCUGCACAUGAUAACGUAAUGCAGAUAUCUGCAGCAGAUGGGGUGAUAAAUUACCUUCAAAGGGAUGACUCUCUAGACUCUGGUUCCUAUGGAAAACAGGCUGAAACUCUCGAUAGUGGCACACCAGCCAAAACUAUUGGCAGGUUUUCAGUGAUCAGCACGCAGGAUGAGUUAACUUUACCAGCGCCGCACUGCUUAAGGUUCUCGGCACCCCCAGAUGUCUACUUGGAUGAGCUGCCCUCCAGCCCUGACCUGAAGACAGCUGUCCGGCGGGUGCAGACAGCCUCUUCUGUGGAUGUCCUGUGCGACCAGGGCUCGAGUGAUUCUGCUGAGGAGCCUUUCCACUGUCAGUCAGCUGCUGCUGCACAACUGUCUCCCCCAAGCAGUAGUGCAGCCAGUGACUUAAUUAAAAAAGCAGCUGCUUUUCUGCAAAGAUCCAGCAAAGCUAGCUUGCCAGGCCUCGAGUCACCUAAUGGGCAGGGGACAAAAAUUCCGACCAUCAACAUCACAUCCUUCCACUCACAGUCGUCGUACAUGAGCAGUGACAACGACUCGGAAUUUGAAGAUGCAGACAUGAAGAAAGAAUUGCAGAACCUGAGAGAAAAGCAUAUGAAAGAAAUUGCUGAACUACAGACUCAGCAGAAGAAUGAGAUAGAGGCACUGUAUAUUCGCUUAGGGAAACCCCUGCCUCCCAACCUGGGCUUCCUUCACUCAGCCCCACCCAGUGGCCGUCGCCGAAGAACCAGCAAAAACAAGUUGAAAGGUGGAAAACUAUUGAACCCUCUGGUCCAGCAGCUCAGGAGUGGAACAUCAAGCACAAGUAAUCUUGCAGACUCUAAAGACUCACCCCACAAAGAAACAGCUAAAGCUCAGUCUGGCUCUCCCAGAGCAGCAGCAGUCAGUGCCCCAGUCACAGCCACCUUUGGGAAGGCAGUUCAGACGCAGCAGCCCUGCUCUGUCAAGGCCUCUUUGUCUUCUGACAUCUGCGCCGGCUUAGGCCCUGAAGGAGGUGACGCCAAUGCAAGCUCUGGCCAAGGCUGGACGGUUUUCCACCAAACGUCUGAGAGAGUGACCUAUAAAUCUAGUAGCAAACCUCGUACCAGAUUCCUCAGUGGACCUGUGUCUUUGUCCAUCUGGUCCACCUUGAAACGACUAUGUCUAGGCAAAGAUCACAGUAGUAGAUCCUCCACAAACAGUCUUGCAACGUGUCCUGAGCCCCUCCCGCAAUCCACCUUGCAGGUUCAGGCCAACAACAGUAACAACAAGAAAGGGACCUUCACAGACGAUCUUCACAAGCUGGUUGACCAGUGGACAAGCAAAACUGUUGGAGCAGCACAGACAAAACCUUCUUUAAACCAACUGAAGCAGAACCAAAAAAGGCAAGACAUGGAGCCAAAGGCUAAUCCCAUGCAAACACAGAACGAGACAUGUGGAGUUAAUUCGGUGAGAAGGGGACUGGGGACAAAGGUUGUUGUCCCAACACCACGCCCCGUGCCCGCCGCACGAGCUGCUGGAGCCUCGCCAUCCCUGCCGGUGCCCAGGCCUGCCCUGGUUUGCGCUCUGGGUGGCCUGGACACCUCUCACCUCUCUGAAAGUUGCUUUUUGCCCCUUGUGCUGUGCACUGAGCCUGCACCUCUGGGCCCGGGGGCGCCGGAGGAGCCGCCGACGAUUCUGAAAAUGAGACCAUCAGCAACUGACACGUGGCCCCCUCAGCUGCCGUGCCAAGCGCGAGGCCCUCCCACAGCCAAGGAGGAGGAGGAGGAAGAUGGGAAGUGA
Molecule: messenger RNA, 5613 nt
Organism: Chaetura pelagica (chimney swift)
Lineage: Eukaryota; Metazoa; Chordata; Aves; Apodiformes; Apodidae
Gene: WNK2
Product: WNK lysine deficient protein kinase 2
Biological process (GO): protein phosphorylation; intracellular signal transduction; negative regulation of sodium ion transport
Cellular component (GO): cytosol; cytoplasm
Molecular function (GO): potassium channel inhibitor activity; ATP binding; protein serine/threonine kinase activity
Source: RefSeq, a predicted model, not a curated record